Molecule: messenger RNA, 1638 nt
Organism: Colletotrichum lupini
Lineage: Eukaryota; Fungi; Ascomycota; Sordariomycetes; Glomerellales; Glomerellaceae
Product: sugar transporter
Exons: 5
Coding region: 1-1638 (545 amino acids)
Biological process (GO): carbohydrate transport; transmembrane transport
Cellular component (GO): membrane
Molecular function (GO): carbohydrate:proton symporter activity
Source: RefSeq, a predicted model, not a curated record
AUGGCAUCUCCACGUGGAACUCCCAAGAAGCCGGUCGACAACGUGGCCUACGUUGAAGACCCGGCGGAUGAUGGCCUGAAAUUCAGCGACGCAGCUGUCGACGCGGCAACCCGCGGCCAAAACAUUUCGGGAUACGAGUCUCUAUCCAUAUGGGAGACGGUCAAGCUCUUCAAGAUCGCCUCAGUUGCGUGCUUCGCGGCGGCCUUCAGCGCCGCCACUGAUGGCUAUCAAAUCGGCAUGAACGCCAGCAUCGUAGCAAAUAAGGGCUUUGUCCACCAAUUCGCGACCCUUGCCGACGCCUCUGGAAAACCUUACCUUGACUCCCCCAUCCUCUCGGGCUGGUCCUCCAUCAUGUCCGUCGGCCAGGUCCUUGGCAUGACCACCAUCCCCUUUCUCUCCUCUCGAUUCGGCCGGAAGGUUGCCAUGUAUACCCUCUGGCUUGUCCUCGCCGUCAGCGUCGCCGUUGAGAGCGUCGCGCGCGCUUGGCCCGCCUGGCUCGUGGCAAAGCUCCUUGCCGGCGUCGGCGUCGGCUGCCUACAGUCGACCCUCCCCGUCUACAUCGCCGAGGUCGCACCUGUUCGGAUCCGCGGCGGCCUGCUCAUGUGCUACUCCUUCUGGUGGACCGUUGGCACCUUCUGCGCCCACGUCGCGCUACAGAACCUGAACAAGAACGAGCCAUACAACUACUUGAACCCUAUAUACACGCAAUGGGCGCAAAUUGGCCUCAUGAUCCUCAUAUACGUCUUUCUGCCCGAAUCCCCAGCUUGGUGCGUCAAUCGUGGCGAUGAGUCGCGCGCAAAGAAGUGUCUCGCCUGGUUAUAUCGCGGCGUUCCCGAUUUCGACCUCGACCGACAGUACGCAACGUUGCUGAUGACGGUGGAGCACGAGCGUUCCGUAGCGAUGGAGCAGAAACGCGAGAAGUGGACGGCGAUAUUCCGGGGCACCGACGGACUGCGGACGCUGAUCUCCCUCUGGACAAACCUGUCGCAACAGUUUAUCGGCCUCACACUGUUUGCGACCUUUGGGACAUAUUUCUUCCAGCAGGCGGGGCUACAGGACCCGUUCCUUAUCAAGGUCAUCACAUCGUCGAUCAACAUUGCCACAAUUAUCGUGACUAUUUUCACGGCUGAUUGGCUUGGUAGACGGUGGAUCGCGUGCGGAGGCAUCACGCUGUGCUGGGUCUCUUGCGCAGUCAUCGGCAUCAUCGGCGUGAUAAAGCAGGUCAGGGCGUCGACAUAUGUAUUCGUGCUGUUCGCCUGCUUUUGGAAUAUUGGCAUGACGGCUAGCGGGGCGGCCGGUUGGGGAUUCAUCGGCGAGAUCUCGUCGCAGCGGCUACGCCCCCACACAGCCGGCUUCGGUGCCGCGUGUACCUGUGUCAUUGGUAUCGUCAUGAACGUUCUAGUGCCUUAUAUGGUCAACGCCAAUAAGUGGAACUGGGGUCUCAAAACAGGCUGGUUCUAUGCUGGCGUUGGGCUGCCUUUCGUGAUUGGCAUCUGGUUCCUUAUCCCCGAUACCGCCGGACGAUCCGCAGCCGAGCUGGACGAGCUCUUUGAAAGAAAGAUCAAACCGUGGCGGUUCCACAAGAUUCAGACGGCCACACAGACUUUGGUCAAGCAACAGGAGUCGGAGCAUCGCUGA